AUGAACCCAGACUCAAACGAGCAUGGGUACUUGCCCGCACGUCCACUUCCAUCCUAUUAUACACCAUCUCCUCAGAACAUGCCGCAGCCACAGAUGCCGCCGACUGGGUCAUCGGCCCCAAAUCUAACCCCAGAGCCAUACAACCAUUCGGAAUCCCAGCGCUCCUCUCCAAACAUGCACACUGGGCACAUAGACAAUGCAGUGAGCUCUGCAUUUCAAAGUAGCGGCUCCACAGGCUACCUUUCCCCAGAAAUUAUCUCGCAGAUCACAGCAACAGUGAUCCAGCAGCUUAAAACAAAUGGGUUGGACAAGCUACAAGGGUCCGGUGCGCCCCCGCCCGGCUCGCAAUCACGGCAGCCGCCAUGGCAAACAGAUGGCUCGUUGCAGCCGCAUAAGGAGACUCCCUCUGCCAUACCUCCACAGCGAAGCAGUUCAAUCCCCCCGCCCACUUCGGCCUCUGAAAAGUUCCAUACUGGGAAUUCCGAGCCAUACGUCCCCUCUAGUUACGCUAGUGACAGUCAUCCCAGCCCGAAACCUGCUCCUGAUCCCCAUCCAUACGUCCCUUCUGGUUAUGCUAGUGAUAGUCAUCUCAGCCCGAAACCUACUCCAGAUCCCCAGCCAUCCGUCUCCUCUGGUUACUCCAGUGAUAGUCGUCUCAGCCGGAACUCUACUCUCGAUCACCUGUCGGAUAGACGUGCCUCUGUCUCCAGUCAGACUAGUGAUCGGAGUCAUCCUAGUUACUAUAAGGCGGAACGUCCGAGACCUCCGGAUCGGGACGCUACCGUUAUGGAGAUGACUACUUUGGAGCGAAUUUGGGGGAAAUUGUUCGAUGAUGGCAAGGCGACGAAGAGGCUUGGCCAAUUCUUGCGUGGAAUUGCGGUUCAUAUGAUUGAGGAUUAUCCGCCGGGAAACACCCUUGUCAUUCCCCCUUAUAAGUUGCAAAAGUUCUAUCGUGACACUCAUGAUUCGAAUGACCCUUAUCCAUGGCAAGACAUUUUUGAUGAUCGUACAUCUUCGAUCUCCCGACUAUUCCGCGACAUCAGAGUCGAACAUCAUCUCAUCCAGGACGAUCUAGCAAAACGCCCAGAUAUCCCAGGCUUAACACCCAAAGGCUUCGAGACCUGGGAAACCUUGAUGAUCCUCGCGAACCCAGAGCGCGAAUACGAGCGACUGCAAAAAGCAGUCCGCAACAUGCCUAUCAACAACCCAGAGGACCAGAAAGAGCGCUUCCCAAAGGAAAUCCCGCGUCGGCUCUUCCCAGAGAUCGCAGAUAUCGAAAUCAGAGAAGACGUCGAGGACCGAAUCAUGGUCCAUUGCGGCGUCGAUCUACCAUACAUCACACCCGAAGAACGCAACCAGACUUCUGGCCGGUCGGCCAGAUCAUCCACCACGACCGGAUCGCCCGGAGAGCGAACCCGCUCAUACGAGAGAGGCCGACCCCCAACCGCCUCGGCCCCAAGACCUGCCGUAGUCCCAAGACCCGCCUCAGCCGUGACAGACGAUGAAGACGAAGAAGACGAAGAAGAAGACGACGAGGUAGACGAAGGAGACGAAACCAUCACCUCGGUCCCGAUCGAGCGAGAACGCAAUCCCUACAGCAACAGUCCAAGCAUUGGCAAAGUCUACGAUGAACCCAGUCCUAGCCACGACCACAACCACAGCCACAGCCACAGCCACAUUGGAUCGACACCGGGACAAGCUCCAGCAUACCGCAUGCCCGAGUCCUACGACCGCGAGUCGCAAUACGCACGCUCGGGGUCUGGACAUUCCUCUGAGAAGCGGUUCUCGCAUGAUCCCCGCAGCUCGUCGCAUCACCGCGGAGGCAGUGGUACCUACAGGCAUUCGGAUACUGAAUUGCAUGGUCGUGACCAUUCGGCUAGACAUUCAGGGCUUUCGGCGCAUGAUCUGUCGUAUAACGAGCCUGCUGCGAAUUUGACUGAGGAUGAGGCGCGCAGAUAUCGCCCUAGUCGGGGUGGCGACGAGGAAUAUUAUCGUGGGAGUGGGCAGGGAGGAGCUGUACCCCGGUAUGAUCAGAAGUAUGAAAAGUAUUACGGAUGA
Messenger RNA from Penicillium roqueforti, 2058 nucleotides. RefSeq lists its product as uncharacterized. The record is from RefSeq and is a predicted model, not a curated record. The transcript has 3 exons. NCBI's taxonomy places the organism in Eukaryota, Fungi, Ascomycota, Eurotiomycetes, Eurotiales, Aspergillaceae. The coding region runs from base 1 to 2058 and encodes 685 amino acids.